AUGGCCCAUGCUACUCUUCUACGAACGAACACCGCCCCUGUAUUUCAAGCGUCGACCGACGGCGUCGCCAGAUUGAACAACAUGAGCCUGUCCAACGCCGCGCGGGCGAGCCAGCUUUCGGGCUCGACGGCCUUCAAUUCCACGACUUCGCUCAACUCGCUUACUUCGUCCGCCACCGCCGUUACCCCCGUGAACGGCCAGCCGCUCGCCACCACAAACAUCAUCAACCAGAGAGCCGACGCCUCGCGAUCGCUGUAUCAAAUAUGUCUGUCGCUCAAACAACGCCUCGCCCAGGUUCCCGGAUUCGAGGGCUAUCUAGAACAACUUCAGCUCGAGCAGGAGAAUGGGGAUGACGGCCCCGUCGAGGCCCUUUGGAAGCUCCUGCGCACCGGACUGCCCCUGCUCACCAUCUACAAUUCGCUUCAACCCGAGAAGCCGCUGCACGUCGACGAGAGGCCGAACGAGACGGAAGCCCGGCGCUCCAAACGCGCCAUCAUGGAAUUCGUCAAGGCCUGCUUGAGCGACCUCGACCCCCCCGUUACCGAAUGCUUUAUCGUCGCCGACCUUACAGGGGAGGACACCACCGGUUUUGUCAAGGUGACGUCUGUUAUCAACUAUGUGCUCGAUCUUGCCGAAAAACGGGGGCUUUUGCUCCAAACCCUACCAUACCCCGAAGAUGAUAUCACGCAACCGGGUUCUAAGAUGACCCAUCGCGAUUACAUUGUACGAGAACUGGUAGAUACGGAGCGCAAAUACGUACAGGAUCUCGAGAACCUCCACGACUUAAAGAGGACGUUGGAACACAGGAGCGUUAUCCCGGGCGAAUUCAUUCACGACAUAUUCCUUAAUAUCAACUCCAUCUUGGAUCAUCAGCGAAAGUUCCUCAUCAGGGUAGAAACAACAAACUCGAUGCCACAGGCUAGGCAGGAAUGGGGAAGCUUGUUCGUCACAGCCGAAGAGAACUUUGGCAUCUACCAACCCUUCAUCGCGAACCAGAGAAAGGCAGCCCAGGUUGCGACGCAGGUGUUUGACAAAAUCCAAGAGGCUGGCCAUCCGGUCGCGUGUGAUUUCAAUACCCUUGAUGGUUUCCUCCUAAAGCCUAUGCAGAGACUGGUCAAGUACCCACUUUUGCUCAAGGAUCUGCUUAAGAAGAGCGAAGACGAGCACACCAAGGAAGAUUUAUCUGCCGGCAUCGCUGCUGCUGAACGAGUGUUGAUGAAAGCCAACUCGGCCGUUGAUAAGAACAUCCUCGAGGAGGCUUUGCAGGACCUCAUUCACAGAGUAGACGACUGGAAGAGCCAUAAGGUGGACAAUUUUGGAAGUCUGCUCCUGCACGGAGUAUACACUGUUAUAACGGGCAAGAGUGAACAGGAGAAGGACUAUGAGAUCUAUCUUUUUGAGAAUAUAUUGCUCUGUUGCAAGGAAAUAGCCACGACUAAAGCCAAGGACAAGAAGGACAAGACGCGAUCAUCCGUACCAAAGAUACGGAACAAGUUCGCCAAAUUACAGCUCAAGGGCCGCAUCUUCAUGACCAAUGUCACCGAUGUAGUAGCCAUUUCCAAGCCUGGUUCGUAUACCGUACAAAUAUGGUGGAAGGGCGAUCCAGGAGUGGAGAAUUUCAUGAUCAAGUUCCAGACCGAAGAGAUGAUGAAGAAAUGGGCUGCCGGUCUGGAUGAACAGCGAAAGCAGAACACGCAAGCCGCUGCUGCUCCCGACCAAAAUCCACCAAACUUUGCCUGGCUCGCCUCGCAAGGCAACGGACUCGAGAAUCCUUACAAGGAAGAGGAAGAGGACGAGGACAUCUAUAAUGCGCCACCACCAGGGGGCGUCACCCCGACAGUUGCUAUGCCAGGGACGAUGCAGCGGAACGGAUCGAGCACAAGUUUACGGCAGCGGUCUGCCACCAGCGAAAGUCUAGCAGGUAUGGCUCGCGCGCCACCUCCACGAUUCCCUCUUCCACAAGCUCCCGCCCCUCUCAAUGUUGGCCUUCAGCCAUCACCCGCUGUUCGAGCAGGCGAGUCUUACUUCUCUCCUGUAGCCGAGUCGCCCGCUUCGAGUCGGACUAGCACAACGAGCGGCAUCUUUGCCGGUGCCGGAGCCGGCUAUCCUUUCCCCAAGACCGGUACCCCACAAGGAUGGCAGGAGGAUAGCAACCGUUACACAGCCCCUGCCAUGCCAAGGGCGCCAUCGCGAGACGGCCCAUCUCCGGGCUUUGGGAUGCCUACGCCAAACGGGAGGAAUCCACGGGGACCGUCGAUGCCCGUCAUGCCUCGGGGGGAUAACAGCCAGUUUGCUCAGGCACGCAGCCGGAGUUAUAGUACACCGGACAUUGCCGGCCAGGCCGCUGCCCGCAACAACCAGACAGGGGUACCUGCGGUGCCAGGCAUUCCCGCCCAUCUAACCCAUGCCCGCCACGAUUCCAACAUUCCCAGGAGCAAUACUGGCAGCCCAGCAAAUGAUCUCCCUCUACGGACCCAGACAAGUUCACCUGGUAGAGAACGGAAGAACUAUGGAGGCCAGUUGAACCAGUUCCCUCCACAGCCUCUCCGCCAGGGUACACCAGGCAGUGUCACCGGCUUCCCUCCGCCAUCUGGCCCACCACCGCCGGGAAUGGCGCCCCUUGCCCCGGUUGAUGGAACGCGAAACAUCACCCCAUCUCUUGGUACCGCGCCGAUGAUGUCUGGACAGAACCCACUCUCACCUACCGAAGACGGCAUGCUCCCUACGCAACUGAAGGUGAAGGUUCACUGUGAUAGCGGCAACUACAUCACCUUGGUUGUGCUCUACGACAUUACCUAUGAAAAACUGAUUGACCGCAUUGACAACAAGUUAUCACGGUUUACUACUAGCAGCAUCGGUGCGGGUAACCUGAGGCUACGGUACCGAGACGAGGAUGGUGACUUCGUCAUGAUCGAGAGCGAUGAUGACAUCCAAAUCGCCAUCUCGGACUGGCGUGAGGGGUUACGCAACCCAGAUAGCACCGGGGAAAUUGAUCUGUACUGCGAAGGGGAACUGUUAGAGUGA
Sordaria macrospora k-hell is the source of this 3024-nucleotide messenger RNA. RefSeq lists its product as uncharacterized. Gene Ontology annotation, cellular component: nucleus; cytoplasm; division septum. The record is from RefSeq and is a predicted model, not a curated record. Gene Ontology annotation, molecular function: guanyl-nucleotide exchange factor activity; protein binding. Gene Ontology annotation, biological process: establishment of cell polarity; intracellular signal transduction; septin ring organization. NCBI's taxonomy places the organism in Eukaryota, Fungi, Ascomycota, Sordariomycetes, Sordariales, Sordariaceae.